AUGCCACCAAAGAGUAAGAAACGUGGUAGAGGGAGAUCUAAGAGUGAAGAUGUUUCAGAUAUAGAGGAAGAAGCACCACCACCUCCACCACCAAGACCAUUUAAAGAAGUUGAAGGUUUACCAUUAUCCAUAGAAGAACCAUCAUAUAGUAUCUUGAAUAAUGCUUUGUCGUUGAAAGAUAGUGCUGUGCUAUAUACAUCUUUGAUGAGAUCUAGAAAGGCUUAUACCAAUGGUAAUAUUUUUGACUUGUAUUGGGCAAAAGGUAAAACAAAAUUUGAUAAUGAUGUUAAUGCUAGAGAUCGUAUGAAUAAAUUUUGUGAGUGUGUUAUCAAUAUCGGUCCUCAUAAUUAUGAUACUAGAUUUUUCAUUUUAAAGAAUGAUGAAAUUGAAAAAAAGAGACAAGAUGAAAAAGAUAAGAAGAAAGAGAAACGAUUAGCUGCAAAGAAAGAAAGGGAAGAGAAACAAAAACAACGAGAAAUCAAAAAGGCAAAACAAGAAGCUUUAGAUUCUAGUUUAUCGGACCCUACUCAGCCACCUCCUCCAGGAGCACCUGUAUCUCAGUCAGCACCUUCUAGUGCACCACCAUCACAAAAUGUUGAUAAUGAAGCUGGAACACCCUCUGUGAGAGAUGAAGAUGAAAAUAAAGAAGAUCAAUCUGAGGAAGAAGAAGAAGAGGAUGAUGAGAAUGAAUCAACCUCUGUUCAAAGUAGAGAUACAUCAUUUCAACCAGAAUCAACCCCACAAGCUGAACCUCAGUGUGAAAAGGCUGAAGAAGUACCGAAUAAGGUUGAAACCAAAGUUGAAACCAAACAACCUGAGAUAUCAACUCCAAAUCCUAAACUAGAGCAAGCAGAAGAACCUAACAAACUAGAUGUCAAACCAUCCCACCCUAAACCAUUACCACCCUUGCAAGUUCCAAAUCAAAAUAAAGCUCAAAAUGUCUCAUCUAUAUCACAAUCACAAUCACAACCACCUGCACCGGUUCCAUCACAGACUCAACAAUCAAAUCAGAAUACUAUACCGCAGCCACAACCACAACCAAGUGUCACUCCAAUUAAACCAGUUCAACAACCAUUACCUCGUGCACCUCAACCACCUCCACCAAACCCACCGCCAUCAGCACAAGCACAGAAUGAUAUAAUGCAAACACCAGAAAGUCAAAUGAUGAUUGCAAAUUUGAAUGCAAUUGCCAGAAAAGAACCAUCAUUGAACGCAUUAAUGAAAGUUGUUGCCACAGGUAAUGCCAAACCAGAAGAAAUAAGAGAAUUUCAAGGUUAUAUUCAAAGAGCAAAAGCUAUGGGCCCAACAGCUUAUUAUCAUCAAGCUUUCCCAAAUAAUCAAUACCAACAACAACAGCAGCAGCAGCAACAACAACAGUCAUUACCUCCACCUCCUCCAAAACCACCUAAAAAGGUCAAACCUCCAAAGCAACCAAAACCUCCAAAGGAAAAGCAAUUGACAACUUUCCAAGAGAUGUAUGUUGAUGGAGCUGAUUUAGUUUUUGAAUUUAGUGAAAAUCCAAAUAUUCGUUAUCAUUUACCUAAGGAUAGUAUUAUAGAAAAAUUACCAAAUGGAGAAUUAUUGAUUUCAACUUUAAUUAUCCAUAAUAGAGAUCAAAUUAAAAAAUGGGAUCAAAGACAAAAAAAUAAAAAGGAAAAAAAAGAGAAGGAAGAAAAAGAGAAUAAGGAGAAAGAAGGAUCUCAUGAUAAUGAAGAUAAAUCCAAAAAUGAAGAUGAAACUAAGAAAGAUGAAAAUGAAACAAAAUCCAAACCAACAACUCCAUUGAAACAAAGAAGAACAAGAAAAACAGCUGAAAAAGAAGCCGAAGAAAAAGAAGCACAAGAUUUAAUUGAUGCAGAAAAUCUCAAAAAGGCUGAAGAGGAAGAACGUAUUCAAAAAGCUAAAAAAGCUGAAGAAGAACGUAAAUUAAAAGAACUUGAAGAAGCAGAUAAAAGACCAAUUCCUUAUUUUAGUGCAAUCUCAUUUACGUUAUCACAAAUUGAAGAUCGUUACUUACAAAUAUUUCAUAAUAGUUUUAAUAAAUUAGAUACCGUUAAACCAUAUAUGGAGGAUGUCUUGAAAAAUGGUAUUAGAGUACCAAAACAUUAUCUAUGGUACUCAGUUGAUGCAUAUGAAGAUGAAUCUUUAGCUGAAAAUUUAAGAGAAUGGUUAUACCUUUUGGAAAAUCCAAUUAAAGGUAAAGCAGCUAAUAGAAAAAGAGCUAAUGAUGAUACAACUGGAACCCCUCAAGGGAAACGUGUUAAAAAAGAAAUAUGA
Hansenula ciferrii is the source of this 2277-nucleotide messenger RNA. It is a transcript of the gene SWC3, whose product is annotated as Swc3p. Gene Ontology annotation, molecular function: ATP-dependent H2AZ histone chaperone activity. The coding region runs from base 1 to 2277 and encodes 758 amino acids. The record is from RefSeq and is a predicted model, not a curated record. NCBI's taxonomy places the organism in Eukaryota, Fungi, Ascomycota, Saccharomycetes, Phaffomycetales, Wickerhamomycetaceae. Gene Ontology annotation, biological process: chromatin remodeling. The transcript has a single exon. Gene Ontology annotation, cellular component: Swr1 complex.